UCGGCCGUGGCCGGGAAAGAACCCGGAUGUGCCUGGGUAGUCGUGUUGGCAGUCGGGGCUUUGAGGUUUGGGCGUUCUGGGGGUACUGGCAGCCGAGGCGGAUGGCGCGGGGUUGGGCCGGCUUCUCUGAGGAGGAGCUGAGGCGACUAAAGCAGGCUAAAGAUCCGUUUGAACCACAGCGGCGUCUUCCUGUGAAGAAAAGUCGACAACAACUUCAGCGAGAAAAAGCCCUUCAAGAGCAAAGCCAAAAACUUGGACUUCAAGAUGGAUCAACCUCAGUACCUCCAGAGCAGCUGCUUUCUGCACCAAAACCAAGCUUUAAUAGUCCAAAACCACAUUCUUCUUUCCCUCUUCCUUCUAGUCCUCUUACACUCACCUCUCCUGUUGGUGAUGGAAAACCACAGGGUAUUGAAAGUCAACCAAGGGAACUGGGACUUGAGAAUUCCCACGAUAGUCACAAAAACGCCGAGAUUCUACCCCUGAAGCCAGAUUGCAAAAUGGAAAAAAAGAAAGUGGAAUUGCAAGAAAAAUCUCGUUGGGAAGUCCUCCAGCAAGAACAACAGCUAAUGGAAGAGAAAAAUAAACGUAAGAAAGCUCUUUUGGCUAAAGCUAUUGCAGAAAGAUCUAAAAGAACUCAAGCAGAGACCUUGAAACUAAAGCGGAUCCAAAAGGAGUUACAGGCUCUAGAUGACAUGGUGUCAGCUGAUAUUGGAAUCCUCAGAAACCGGAUCGAUCAGGCCAGCCUCGAGUAUUCAUAUGCUCGGAAGCGGUUUGACAGGGCUGAAGCAGAGUAUGUUACAGCAAAGCUAGAUCUCCAGCGCAAGACUGAAAUUAAAGAGCAACUCACUGAACACCUCUGUACAAUCAUACAGCAAAAUGAGCUCCGCAAGGCCAAGAAGUUGGAAGAGUUGAUGCAGCAACUGGAUGUACAAGCUGACGAGGAGACUCUGGAGCUUGAGGUGGAGGUGGAGAGAUUGCUGCAUGAACAAGAAGCCGAAGCAGGGAAACAGGUGGUUCAUUUGGAGAGGCCAUUUCAGCCUUCUGGGGAGAGUGUGACAUUAGGAUUUGCCGAAGAGAACAAAAAUCAUCAAGAACACGCCGCUUCCCUAAAGGUAGAUGAACAGUGUGAAAAUCCCAGCAGCAUUCCCCUUCAAAAUCGAGACCAAAAUCAAGAAGUUAGAACUCCUGUAAAGGCCAUUUCAACUGCUCCGACCACAUGAAGUGCCAGUGUUUGUUCACUCAGCUAGUGCGGGAUUCAGUAGAGUACACUUCUGUUGGAGAUUAUGCCAUGAGCUCGGAUAAGUGUGCCUUUAAAACGGUGUUAAUUUUUGAAUCCCUGGUUAGUUUUAGUAUAACAUGUUUGACAUUCUAAACCCUCAAAUUACGAUAAUUUUAUAUGUAGGCACACAGUUUACCUUGAUCCAGGGCCAAUUCCCUCGGUGUACCCUGAUGACUGGGUGAAAACAAACGACCCAAAUAAGAUGGAAGAAAAACUACACAGUAAGAGUGUUGUUGGACAAGGUAAAUAUAGAAAAGUAAAAUGGAAAAUAAUACUCAACACCUCAUCAAACUCAUUUGACUUCUAGGAGAGGUGUUGAUGAGAGUCCUAUUUUAUGUAGUUAGUAGAGAGACACCAAAGUUAACAUGUGAAAAAGAGUCAGCAGGAGGAAAAAAACUAACAAGAGUAGCAUGUUGAAUUGUCUAUUGGAUCUUACUAGAGCUGCAAAACACAACUUGGGAGUUGCAGUUUAAGAAAGACAAACAGCUUCAGUAACGUUAUUUUUGUCUUCAGUUUGCCUUUUAAAUGGCUUUAAUUCACAACCUGAGUUUUGAUUGGUUCAUACACACACACAAAUAUACCACUAAUACGUAUAAUUUUACUAUUAAUGUAUUGUCUUUAAUCAGCACAUUGAUUAAAUUUAGACAAUGAAAACAUUUCUACAUUGAGGCUAAAAAUAAUACAGAAAACCUAUCAGUACUUUUGAUUAUCCAAAAAAAUUGAUACACUUUUUUUCUAAAGUUAUUUGUAAAUAUGUGUUGCUGGAUAUAAAUUAUCCCGUCAUAAAGCAUUUAAAUUGCUAAAAUGGUGAUUUUCUUAGUAUUUUAAUAGUUUGUUAAUUAUUAUCACUAAUACUUGACCCACUUUCUGCUAUAUGUGAAUGUGUAAAUAAAUACUGUUGGUUUGUCACAGAAUCUGUGAAUUUCACAUUAAAUUGUGAUCUAUUUAUCAGAAAUUCCAAAAAGUACUACAUUUUAAGUCUUAAAAAAAGAACUAUCAUAAAAGAGAAUAAGGACAAAUGUAAUAUUGUAUUUAUAAUAAUGCUGAAAAAGUAAGGGCCAUCCUAUUUUUAAAUGAGUUUGUUUGAGUAUUCUAGCAGUGUGGAUGAGCUGUGUAUUUUUAUAUUAUGUAAUUUGAGUUAAAAUUAUAGCUUUCCAUUACUGACUUACCUAAACAGAGGCAUUUGUAUAGAUAGUUGUGUUUUUAUUUAUGAAUGAUAUUCAUAAAAACUGAAAGCAUCAUUGUCCAAUACACUUAUUUUUCUAAGGAAUAAACGAGUCUGAUACAUCUAUAA
This is a messenger RNA of Mirounga angustirostris (Northern elephant seal), 2573 nucleotides long. It is a transcript of the gene GORAB, whose product is annotated as golgin, RAB6 interacting. The record is from RefSeq and is a predicted model, not a curated record. The coding region runs from base 27 to 1220 and encodes 397 amino acids. Gene Ontology annotation, biological process: non-motile cilium assembly. NCBI's taxonomy places the organism in Eukaryota, Metazoa, Chordata, Mammalia, Carnivora, Phocidae. The transcript has 5 exons.